CAUAAAUGUAGCGUAUAUCUUGCAAAAAAUGGGCAACAAGCUUCAGGGUUUAGGCGUGAGGGGUGUUGCAGCAUGCACAUUCCUUGCAAACUUCAUGGACUAAUUAAUUGCAUGGUGAAUUAAUUUUGCCAAACGUCAGGCGUCAUUUUUUUAUAUCAAGAUUUGGUAAUUUAUCUUGAACAUUAAAAUUAAAUGCACUUUAUUUCAGGACUGCUAGACUGCAUGGACUGCUUCAAAUGUCGAGUGAUACGCCGUUUACAUAAGAAACUCACAAAGAUUUCAAAUUUCAACGUAUAGGCAACAUAGAUAUCUUAUAUAAGAUAUCUAUUGAUAGGCAAAAGUUUAAGCUUUACUGGAAAACGCAGACGCUGGUUUCCGUUGUCCGGUGCCCAUGUCCGCGUUUUCCAAUAAACACAAAAGUUGUUUUUCUUCUAAUCGGAUUUCUUCUAGGUCAAUCACAAGGUCAAUUUAAUGGAAGCCCUUCAACUGCCUCUAAUUGUCGUAUUUUGUUUCCAAAAUAUCAGUUCAUUGUCAAGUGUCAACUAAUUGAUAUUUAAAGUCUCUCUGCCAUUCGUGGAGAAGCGAUUGUGUGUCGCAUCUUUAAGUUAAAGAUGCUGUCCCUUAAAAAUGCUGAAACAAAUGAACUUAUUGCGGUCUUAAAUGAUGUUGAUUUGGGAUCUCGUCUCGGAGAAUUGCGUGCAAGAAUACAGUCCGAAUUACCAAGAUUAAAAGAGUCUUGUUACGAGUUCGCAAUCUCUGGGACCGGAAUAACAAGGAAACAAGAGGCAAAAUACGAAAUCAGGAAGUGUGUAACCAAGUCCGCUAGAGAAGAUAAUAUAUUUAUUGAGUUGCAUUUCCUUCGUCCUGAAAAUAUAGCGAAAGUUGAAAUAAAAAAAACCGCGAAAGUGAGCGAGUCCAAUAAAGCAUGUCCAGAGAAUGACAAAAAUAAACAGAGAAAAAUAUUUCAUCAAUACCCGAGCUAUUUUAGCCAAGAGGAAAUAGAUUCAAGUUUAGAAGGGUUUGAAAAACAAAGGAAAAUCUUUUUCAACAACAAGUUGACAGAAAUAAUUGACAGUUCCUCUCUAAAAGAGUGGAAUAUACAAGAAAUCCGUGGCGUUAUCAAUGUACAUUGGGUUCUACGGAAAACGGCGAUAUUGAAAAAUUCUGUGCGGGAGCUCAUCGCUAAUUCACCAGCUGAAAAUGACGACAUUGCCAAUGAAAAUCCGAGUCAAAUUGAGAAGAAUUUGAUGAAAAAUUUCGAUAAUCUAGAGAAGACGCAAUUUAUGGUUGACAGUCACUACAAACGACUUUCAGAAGAGCUCGCUAAAAAUGGUGAGGAGAGCCGGCCUCCUUUGGAAAAAGAAUUUGAUCGAAUUUUUUCUGAGUUAAAAAUAGCACAAGCCAAUAUGACGAAAUCCAUUAUGGAAUAUAAAAACAUGCAGGCGUGCCAGGCGAGUCAGUUAUUGAAUAGACAGAACAAUGUCAAUGAAGAUUUAAUGGACUGCAGUGCCAGUGGUAUUAAAGAGGAGUGUUUUGAACUUUUAGACAGUGAAAUGAACGAAAUAGUACUUUCUGUUAAAGACUGUAUUGAUAAAUAGUCUUGUUUUAUAAAUAUUCUGUUAUCAAAGUGUUCAAACGGUCAAACCCAUGCUUAAUCUGAAAUAUUUUCCAAUUUAGGAAAUUGAAAAUUUAUUAAUUUACCCCUCUACGGAAAACCCAAUUUCCUAAUUAAAUUCACGUUUGCCUGUUUGCCACAUGAAAACGAGACUCAAUGGCCUAUUACGUAUUGAUGAACAAAAUUUUGAUCUAAACAAGUCUAAUCACAAAAUUAGUAAUAUUCCG
Paramuricea clavata is the source of this 1842-nucleotide messenger RNA. Lineage: Eukaryota; Metazoa; Cnidaria; Anthozoa; Malacalcyonacea; Plexauridae. The record is from the annotation of a GenBank genome assembly.